This is a messenger RNA of Miscanthus lutarioriparius, 1095 nucleotides long. NCBI's taxonomy places the organism in Eukaryota, Viridiplantae, Streptophyta, Magnoliopsida, Poales, Poaceae. The record is from the annotation of a GenBank genome assembly.
AUGGAGACGGGCUGCUCCAAGAUGAGCGCCGGCGCGGUGCCCGUCCUCCCUGACGAUCCCCUGGUGGAGAUCCUCUCCCGUGUCCCUGCCAAGUCCGUCUGUCGCUUCAAGUGCAUCUCCAAGGCCUGGUGCGACCUCAUCGCUGACCUUGACAACCGUAAGAAGCUCCGCCAACCCAUGCAAGGACUGUUCGUCCAGACGUCCGAGGUCUCCGACUCCGAGGUUGACAAUGGCCAUAUCAGUUUCAGUUACAGUUUCACCGACCUCACAGUGAGAUCCGUGCCUGUGGACAUCGACACAUGCUUCUCCUUCCUGACGGAAAUGACUGGGAUCGCGGCCUUCUUGUUGCAUUCCUGCAACGGGCUUAUCCUUUUCAGGCAGCAUCAGGAGUCGUCUGAAGGCUACAUCGUGUGCAACUCGACCACAAGGCAAUGGUCAGCCGUGCCUGCUUGUGGCUCUUGUGAAGGAAUAAUCCACACCUAUUUGUCUUUCGAUCCGGCCGUAUCCUCUCACUUUCACUUGGUCCAGUUCCAGAUGCCUGAUGUGCAUUUCCCGAUGCCUUAUAUGCACGAGGAUGUAGUGUUGUUGCAUGUUUACUCGUCUGAAAUGGGACCUGGAGUCAAAACCAAAUUGAUGAACAAAAAGAGCAAGGACAAUUUUUGGGGCUCAGAUGGAAAGCACAUACUUGCUGUAGAUGUACAAGGGCAGGCAAGAAGGAUGAUCACUAUGCCAGGUAUGGCUGAUGAGAGCCAAAGGCACAGCAUUACAUGUUAUUUAGGUCAAUCCCAAGGGCACCUACAUUGCGUGACUAUAGAUUCUGCUGAUAAAAAUAACGACAAACUAUCCACAUGGGUUCUUCAGGAUUAUGAUACACAGGAAUGGGUGUUGAAGAGCACUGUGAACUCUUUGGAUGUCUUUGGAGAAACAAGAGUCACUCCAGAGUAUCAAGUGUUGACCUGUGAGCUGAUAGCAUACAACAUGGACCGUAAGGAAGUGAGUGUUAUUGCCACUUUCAAAGAUUACAAAUGCCGGGGCGAUUUUGCUUGUUAUGUUCCCUAUUUCUCAGAAUCACCGGCUCUCACAAAUAAGCACUGA